Messenger RNA from Gossypium raimondii (Peruvian cotton), 1445 nucleotides. RefSeq names its product maturase K-like. Gene Ontology annotation, biological process: mRNA processing. Lineage: Eukaryota; Viridiplantae; Streptophyta; Magnoliopsida; Malvales; Malvaceae. Bases 464 to 1207 code for a protein of 247 amino acids. Gene Ontology annotation, cellular component: chloroplast. The record is from RefSeq and is a predicted model, not a curated record. The transcript has a single exon.
UUAUAGGGAAACAAAAGUAACGAGCUUCUGUUCUCAAUUUGAAUGAUUACCUGAUCUAAUUAAACGUUAAAAAGAAAUUAGUGCCUAAUGGGGUAAAGGUUUUUCUCAUGAGUAAAUUAUCGAUUUUUUUAUGAGUCCUUAUUAUUAGGCAUUCCCUUUAUGGGUUAGCCAUGAAUGUGUAGAAGAAGCAGUAUAUUGAUAAAGAAAAGAUAUUUUUUUCCAAAAUCAAAAGAGCGAUUGGGUUGAAAAAAUAAAGGAUUUCUAACCGUCUUCUUAUCCUAUAACGAACAUAAAUAAAUUAGAUGGCAAAAGAAAAGAUAGGAUAGAGAAUCCGUUGAUGAAUCCGCCUGUCUCCGAGGUAUCUAUUCUUUUCUUACUAUAAUACCUUGUUUUGACUGUAUCGCACUAUGUAUCAUUUAAUAACCGAAUAGAUCCCCUAUCUUUGGUUCAAAUCGAAUUUGAAAUGGAGGAAUUUCAAGUAUAUUUAGAACUAAAUAGAUCCCGCCGACACGAUUUCCUAUACCCACUUAUUUUUCGGGAGUAUAUUUAUGCACUUGCUCAUGAGCAUGGUUUAAAUAAAUCGAUGAUUUUUUUUGAAAAUCAGGGUUAUGGUAAUAAAUUCAGUUCACUAAUUGUGAAACGUUUAAUUCUUCGAAUGGAUCAACAGAAUCGUUUGAUUAGUUCUGCUAAUGAUUCCAACCAAAAUCCGGUUUUUGGACACAACAAUAAUUUGUAUUCUCAAAUGAUAGCGGCAGGAUUUGCAGUCAUUGUGGAAAUUCCAUUUUCCUUACGAUUAAUAUCUUACUCACAAGGGGCAGAAGCCGCAAAAUCUCAUAAUUUUCAAUCAAUUCAUUCAAUAUUUCCUUUUUUAGAGGACAAAUUCUCACAUUUAAAUUAUGUGUUAGAGGCACUAAUACCUCAUCCCAUCCAUCUAGAAAUCUUAGUUCAAGCCCUUCGCUACUGGGUAAAAGAUGCUUCUUCUUUGCAUUUAUUACGGUUCUCUCUCUACGAGUAUUGUAAUUUGAAGAGUUUUAUUACUCCAAAGAAAUCUAUUUCGAUUUUUAAUCCAAGAUUAUUCUUGUUCCUGUAUAAUUCUCAUACAUGUGAAUACGAAUCUAUUUUCCUUUUUCUCCGUAAUCAAUCUUCUCAUUUACGAUCAACAUCUUCUGGAGUCUUUCUUGAACGAAUUUUUUCUAUGGAAAAAUAAAGUAUCUUGGCGAAGUCUUUAUAUGAUUUUCAGAACAACCUAUGGUUGUUCAAAGACCCUUUCAUACAUUUUAUUAGGUAUCAAGGAAAGUCAAUUCUGGCCUCAAAGGAUACGUCUCUUCUGAUCAAUAAGUGGAAAUAUUACUUUGUCGAUUUAUGGCAAUAUUAUUUUUACCUGUGGUCUCAAUCAGGAAGAGUCCGUAUAAAUCAAUUAUCUAAAUAUUCUCUCGACUUUCUGG